AUGUCGUUCCGCCCGGGCUCCCGCAUCUUCAGCUCUUUCCGACCCUUCUUUCAACGCGCAAAUGCCCGCCGACAUGCCGGCACAGCUGCAGGCGCUGAGCCCGCUGGCUUCCAAAAGUUCUGGAACAGCCCUAUCGGACCCAAGACUGUCCACUUCUGGGCCCCAGUAAUGAAAUGGGGCAUGGUCCUCGCCGGUGCCUCCGACUUCUCCCGCCCCGCUGAAUCUCUCUCCUUCACCCAGAACUUCGCUCUCAUGUGCACAGGCGCCAUCUGGACACGAUGGUGCUUCGUUAUCCGCCCCAAGAACGUUGCCUUGGCUGCUGUCAACUUCCUCGUCUUCUGCGUCGGUGCUACACAGGUCGGCCGUAUCUACGCCUACAACAAGUCUAUCGAGGGCACUGAAGGUCAAGCCAAGGGCGAGAUGAAGGAUCUCAAGCACACUGCUGAGAAGGCUGAACAGAAGGCCGAGAAGGCUCUGAAGUAA
Molecule: messenger RNA, 483 nt
Organism: Alternaria postmessia
Lineage: Eukaryota; Fungi; Ascomycota; Dothideomycetes; Pleosporales; Pleosporaceae
Exons: 2
Coding region: 1-483 (160 amino acids)
Biological process (GO): pyruvate import into mitochondria
Cellular component (GO): mitochondrial inner membrane
Molecular function (GO): pyruvate transmembrane transporter activity
Source: RefSeq, a predicted model, not a curated record